This is a messenger RNA of Colletotrichum godetiae, 1424 nucleotides long. RefSeq lists its product as uncharacterized. The transcript has 2 exons. Bases 243 to 938 code for a protein of 231 amino acids. NCBI's taxonomy places the organism in Eukaryota, Fungi, Ascomycota, Sordariomycetes, Glomerellales, Glomerellaceae. The record is from RefSeq and is a predicted model, not a curated record.
GCCCUCUAUAUUUAUCGUCCAGGUUUGCAUGACGCCAAUAGUGACGGAGCAGAAAUUCAGAAAGUGGAUGGUCAUCUACCGUAGCCGGCCGUUGUUCUCAAAAUAGAACAAUGUUACUUUUAUUAGAUGACUCUAAGCGCUGGCCGCUAAGGGGGAACGUUUAGCAAAGACCAAGUUCUUGUUAUAUCUUAAUCAACAACUGCAAUCUGGCAAAAGAAUCAUGUUGCCAGAUCAAAGCAAGAAUGCAGACCAACCUCCGCUAUCGUCAGAACUGCGCUCAGCAGACUUCUUAUUACGUUUGUAGCAAGAAUGGGUUUCGUGGUUGCUGUACAGUUGAUCCAUGUGAUCUGUCCAGCUGUCCGGACUCCUACGCCCUUACGUUGUCUCUUUCGGCCUCAUCAGUCACGUCGACUAUUAGGGCCUCCUCUUCGAUGAUGCAGCCUACCUCUACUACCCCGAGCAGUUCAGCCACUUCUGCAGUGACCUCCACGCUACCUGGCGCGACGCUGACGACCUCGGACGCCCAUAGACCCGUUAUAGAGGGUGUACCACUCUUCAUAAUCGUUUUGGCCAUUGGAGUAGCCGUUCCUUUACUGGCUUUCGCCUGCUUUCUUUGGCUGAGUUCGAGGGAUCAGAAGGCUGGUGACGAAGACGGCUCUGAGGACCAGUCUCGAGGAAUUGUGGGUUCGCAAUCAUACGACCCUCCCCAGGCCCAUAUCUAUCGUAUGAGUGAUAUUGGCCUCACAGCUACAACACCCUUCACAACAGCGGUUGAGGCAGCAGUAGCUGAGUUGCCUGAUAAAGAAUGGCCUUCUGGGCUAAGCAAGGAAACUCCGUCUAGCGAGCCGGGAUCGCUUUGUGCCAGACCAAAUUUAGAUGCAACGGCGGCCGAGGUGACGCAGCGCAAGUAUGUAACGAGUUGGUCUUACUUCACUUAGCUGAGUUCUCUCGCAAGCGGGUUAAAGCAGGCUUGCCCCGCAAGGGUCUGGCUGUAAGAUAGCGUAGACUGCAGGAGUUUGUCGCGAAUAUAAAACUCCAACUUCCGCUCGUUCCGCUAUACCCAUUGUCUUUUCCUCUCUCGGCGACUCCGACUUGAUAACAUGAACGCUUCUGACACAAUCAUUGAGCCGGACUUUUCUUACUUUUGCGCAUGGUGCUAUAAGCCUCUGACAGACCUUGUUCUUCUCUCUGAGUGUGCUUGCGUGAGCGUCCCUUUAUCCGCCAAUCGAGUACACCGCUGCAUAACUACUAAUGGCAAUCAAGGUAAUCUGUUCGACAUGCUGCAGGAAUUAUCAGGAGUAUGGCUCGUCUGGCAGCGUGGUUUGUUCCAAAUACAGCCAUAACGUCAAAGGCUCUCAGGAGACUCGCGUGCUCUACAGCCUGGAAUGCUUGAUCUGUCACGACAAUUGUGAGAGGCACCUCAU